CCUCGGAUCCUCCAAUCGUCACCCAUAUUUCCUCGGGCAGGUUUGUCGCUCCCUUGCCCUACUGCCCGGACACUCGCCACAGCCACCCUCCCCUCACCAUCGGAUGAACAAACUCAAGCCAUCAAGAUUCUACACAUGAGCCGGGCCAAUAUCCUUUUCAACGCGUGUGCGGGCUCCGGAAAAACCACUACGAUUCUUCAUCUAGCUGCCGCAUUGCCGGACAAGAAUUUCCUGGUUAUGGUUUACAACAAUCGUUUGAUGAUAGAAACCAAUGGGCGCAUUGCAGCCCUGGGACUGGAAAAUGCCGUUGUCUAUAACUACCACACACUCGGCCAUAGGUUUUAUUCCCCUGAAUGCGAUACCGAUCAGGGUCUGAAGCGGAUUAUCCGGGACAAACUUCCGGUUAUGCGUGGAAAGGAGCUUCCGCUUUGCGACGUUCUUGUGCUUGAUGAGCAGCAGGACAUGACGCCCAUCUUGAAGAUGUUCAUUGAUAGGGUGGUACGAGACAUUGAGGAUACAAAAAAUGGCAAAAGUGCUAUGACCAGCAUGAAAGGGGCAAGGGGGCAGGAAGGGGGGACUGAAGCGAUUGAUCCAUUGUGCAGCUCGACCGGCACAGGAAAACGGCCUGGUCCGGUCAGGCUUGUGUUGCUCGGGGAUCCACGUCAAGAGUUGUACGAGUUUAACGGUGCCGAUGCUCGCUUCUUGACAUUGGCAUCGCUUAGCGCGUUAUUCGGAAAUGAGGAAGUUUGGGAAUUGAUCAAGCAGAACAGAUCCUACCGUUUAACGAAGCCGAAUGCAGACCUUAUCAACCAGCAGAUGCUGAAGCCGGUGCUGGAGGAGGAGAUUGUGUCGGUCAAGGGCAAAGCUCCGGAUGGUUCGGCUUUUCCGAGGCCUCGAUAUGUAUUCUAUAGACCCCUUCAGCAAGAUCCUAUUGUCGAUUAUCAACCCUUUAAGGAGGUCGAACGCCUGCUCGGCAAAAUGGAUCAUUCAGAUAUUCUCGUUCCUACACCUUCGCUGAGAAGUCGCGAUGUUAUCGAUCUCGCCAAUUGUCUGGCAUUGAAAGGACAUCCUGUGCUGGUAUCUGACCCUGUGGACGGCCAAAGUGUCUCACUCUCAGAGUCCAGAGGGAAAAUAACGAUUUGUACCUAUCACCAAUCCAAGGGAAUCGAGCGCGAGGCUGCUAUUAUGUAUGGGUUUGAUGAAAGCUACCACCUCCAUUAUAACAAGGCCCCCGAGGACACCCUGGUCAUUGGAAACCCGCAGUAUGUUGCUGCAACGAGGGCUGGGGCAGAUUUAGUGAUUCUGCAUCACUGUGAAUACAGGUACCUUCCAUUCAUAGAUCCGGAAACAUUGGGAGAUACUUGUGAGAUUGUGAAUAUGGAAGUCCAUUCCCCUAAUUCAGGGAGAGAGAAGAUUGGUAAGAGGAGGAGCUUUGCCGUUACAACCUUGACUAGGAACGUCCAUGACCAAGAUAUGUCAGCGUGCAUUCAAGAGUUGGAGCUUAAGCAAAUAUCCCCGGCAUACCAAGGGAGUUCCCCACCUUCGGAAAUUGACAUAGGUGGGGGGCUUGUGGAGAGUGUGGCGGCAAUAACGGGAACCGCGGUGCCAGCAAUGUACGAGUACUACACUAGGGGGAGGCGCGCUACCUACUGGCACCUCAGUUCAUUCGCUAGGCUGUUCCAAUGUUUCGAAGCGUUUAACAAUGGGACGCAACGCCCCGGGAGCGGGUUGUUCAAACUAAUCGAAGAUAACCGACCUGAGAUCAAUGACCAUCUCCGAAUGGUUUUGCGGCGGAUGGCUGCCAAGCAGCUGGACGAUGGCGAUAUUUUAUUUCUGGCAAACUUCUCGGGGGCGAUCAAGUCUGGAUUGUUGGUCAAGCUUCUGUCGAUACCACUUGAUCGCUAUCCAUGGGUUGAGCCAAAGCACAGGAGGAGUAUUAUUGGUAUUCUCUUCGAAUACAUUACACCUGGUUGCCGGUUUGAGCAGGGUAUCAGCCAUACUUUCAGUGGAACCCAGCUCAACAGCAAAAUCGGCAUAGACAGGGCAUCUAUAUACGGAGUCCUCGAUAUCUCAGAUCUCAAGAACAAACGCAUAUGGGAAGUGAAAUACACGCAGAAGCUACGAGUUGAACACAUACUACAAGCUGCACUGUAUGCCGGGCUUGUAGAGGCAAAACAUGGAAAGGGCUCUGAUUGCAAGCUCAUCAAUGCGAUGUCCGGAGAAGUCAUUGUGAUUAAGCCAAAGACAGAGAACUCUUACGAGAGCAUUAUCCAACGGCUGAUAAACGCAAAGAUCACCAAAUCUGCCACCCUAUCGGACUUGACGGACGAGGAAUUCGUAAAAGAGGCGGGAAAUAAAUUUGAGAAUUAUAUCGGUCCAGUUGUGUUACCUCCUUGGUUCAAUGACCAGAAGAUACGGAGA
This is a messenger RNA of Tuber aestivum (summer truffle), 2421 nucleotides long. The record is from the annotation of a GenBank genome assembly. NCBI's taxonomy places the organism in Eukaryota, Fungi, Ascomycota, Pezizomycetes, Pezizales, Tuberaceae.